AUGUCCUUUUACCGUACAAGUAACUCAUCGUCAUCAUCCACACCGUCAACAAUGGCAACUGAGAAAGACUUAGCAAAUGAUAUUGUUUUAAACAAUGCAGCAGAGGAUUCAAUUAGUGAUAUUGCUUUUUCUCCACAGUCAGACUUCAUGUUCAGUGUAAGUUCAUGGGAUAGCAAAGUUAGAAUAUGGGAUGUCCAAAGUGGAUCCCCUCAAGGAAGGGCACAGUACGAUCAUCAAGCUCCAGUGUUAACUACGAGAUGGUCAAUCGAUGGAACUAAAGUUGCAAGUGGCGGCUGUGAUAAUGUCUUAAAAGUAUUUGACGUGACUACAGGACAAGCACAGCAGAUCGGACAACACAACAGUGCUGUACAAUCUUUAAGAUUUGUAUCAUGUGGACCAACCAAUCAAGAGUGCAUCGCUACGGGUUCUUGGGAUAAGACAGUAAAGUACUGGGAUCUUAGGUCUCCACAGCCGAUAAUGACAUUACAAAUGCCCGAAAGAGUGUACUGCAUGGAUGCUUCACAAAAACUUAUGGUGGUAGGCAUGGCUGAAAGACAUAUAGCGGUAAUAGACUUGAAUAAUCCAGGUCAAAUCUUUAAGACAUCUCUAUCACCUUUGAAAUGGCAAACAAGGUCUAUUUCGUGUUAUAAUGAGGGGAACGGAUUUGCAAUUGGUUCUAUCGAGGGAAGGUGUGCCGUUCAAUACAUUGAUGAACAAGAACAAAGGAAAGACGGUUUUUCGUUCAAAUGCCAUCGUCAACAAGUGCAGAAUAACGGUGCUGCUGGUGGUAGAACGUCUACUGAAGUCCAAGUGUACCCUGUAAAUAGCAUAGUAUUCCACCCUAUUCAUGGUACGUUUGCUACUGCUGGUGGGGACGGUUCUUUCCACUUCUGGGAUAAAAACCAUAGACACAGGCUAAAAGGCUUCCCGAAAUUAAACUACUCCAUUCCUGUUUGCCAAUUCAAUAGGACGGGUUCUGUUUUUGCCUAUGCACUAAGUUAUGACUGGCAUCAAGGCCAUAUAGGAAACAGGCCAGACUAUCCAAACGUCAUUCGAUUGCACGCAACUACCGACGAAGAAGUCAAGGCUAAGAAAAAGACUACUGGAACCCGAUAA
Molecule: messenger RNA, 1116 nt
Organism: Kluyveromyces lactis
Lineage: Eukaryota; Fungi; Ascomycota; Saccharomycetes; Saccharomycetales; Saccharomycetaceae
Gene: GLE2
Product: RNA export factor GLE2
Exons: 1
Coding region: 1-1116 (371 amino acids)
Biological process (GO): RNA export from nucleus; transcription-dependent tethering of RNA polymerase II gene DNA at nuclear periphery
Cellular component (GO): nuclear pore
Molecular function (GO): ubiquitin binding; RNA binding
Source: RefSeq, a predicted model, not a curated record